Messenger RNA from Penicillium robsamsonii, 561 nucleotides. RefSeq lists its product as uncharacterized. The coding region runs from base 1 to 561 and encodes 186 amino acids. The record is from RefSeq and is a predicted model, not a curated record. The transcript has a single exon. Lineage: Eukaryota; Fungi; Ascomycota; Eurotiomycetes; Eurotiales; Aspergillaceae.
AUGAAAGCCUCUUUAUAUCUCGUCCCUGCUCUCAUCUGCGUCGUCUGGUCCUUGAAAACCGAUGUGGCGUUCCAUCCUGAGUACAGCGAGGUUGAUAUCGGGGAGGGCCUAUACUCCUGCGGUGACUACAUGAAGCUCUACGACAAAGCCAAAGAAGACUGCCUUUCAAUAGGGUGCGCCGUCACGAAGGAGGCGUGCGACCACCAAGUUUGCACAGCCAUCGACGGCACUGCGAUACAGGGCGAGAUCGAUUUCAAGAAGUACCUCGACCAGCUGAGGAUCAUCGUCAAGGGAUCAUGCAAGGAAGACAAAUACGUUGACUCUUACUGUACCCCCUCGGGCACCUGCAGUAAUGUGAAGAGAGUCAGAGUUCAGAUCCCGUCAUUCCUCGGCACCUCGACGACCGCGAACAGUGGUAAAUUUCUUACCAACUACAAGGUCACCUUCAGCAAGAAGGAGACAAAGAGCACGUGCGAGACUAUCACGACCUUGCUCAGCGCUGGUCUCGGUACUCUCCCAGGAGGCAGUCUUUUCGGUGCGACUACGCUGAUGUGCACAUAA